AUGGCGGAGCAGCAAGCGCAACAGCCGGCCAAUCAGGAUGAUGAUGAUGGCCCGUCCUGGGUUGAGAAAUUCCUCAAUGUUGGCAAACGUUGUUUGGGAGUCUUUGCAAAAGGCUCGCCGCCCGAGCCAACGCCCGAGGUUUCUGCAUACUUGCGCUCCAUUGGUAUUCAGCAAAGACAUAUGCUCCAGAUUUACUCUGUGUUCGACUAUUUGAAGCGUUGUGAGGAUGACGAGGCCUUCAUCACCACUGUGUAUUCGGUUUCGUCAGAUGUAAUGCCAGUGCUCAUCGAGGACCGCCGAAAGUAUGUGAUCAGACUACUGAGGUGCAUCCUCAAACUGGGAGAUUGUGAGGAGGAAGCUACGUGGGACAAGUUCCUGUGGGUAAUGUUGCGCUUUUGUUCAUUGAAUCGGGUGGAGCUUGCCCAGACUCUCUUCCUAUGUAUUCUUCGCAUACGUGACAGUACUACGUAUCAUUACAUUCGCAGCUACGAGCUUCAGGAGUUCUUUGCAGCUUACAAGAACUGCCCGGUUAAGUCUUUCGACACAGCGGAGAUUAACUUCGACCUGCUGCCCAUCCGGAGAUAUUACGCGUCGGAUUUCGCCGAACUGUUAAUGAGGUAUUCUGUCUUGCUGCAUCCCAUUCUCCAUCUGCAGCAAUCGCUUCAAUCCAAGCUUCCUUCCAUGGACUUCUGGGAUAACAACACAGAGUCCGUUUCCUUCUGCAGAAAGAUUACCUUCGACUUCUUCAUGAUGGAGACGGGUCGGAUUUUUCUGCGAGGUGAGCCACCAUUCCGGGAGACGUGUGACAUGCUGUGCCCCGACGCCCUAGGCUGUGUGCCGAUCAACCAGGACCAGUGGAUCCUGCGAACUUGGGUUGCCAAGGGCGGCCAAGGUCUUGCCCAAGUUUUUGUUUGGGGCGAGCAGGCACUGCCCGAAGUGAUCGACUUGCGUCAGAUGGCCAAGGAGGAGGAAGAGGAGCGAGAGCGCCUGCGUCUUGAGAAAGAGAAGGCGGAAGAGGAGGAAGCCAUGGAGAAGGAGAUCUCCAAAGCGGACUUGGCAAAGAUACAGAAAGAGUCAGAAAUUAAACUUGAAGACAUGACGGAAGAUGAAGCCAAGCGGCACCGGCAAACGCAGGCAAUGGAGAAGGCCAAGAGGGAAGCGGAAAUGAAGAAAGACCGCUCGAUGAACGACAAGCCUUCCUUCGACUUAACGGCGCUGACUCGUCAGGCGGCGGUGAUGGAUGAAGAGUUUGCCGCGCCCGUAGAUGUGUUGCCGCCUCCCUGGAUGAAGAACUGCACCAUCGCGCCUGCUCAGCAGCUCCGCGGUGCGGAUCCCCCGCUGCAAGUACAGAUGAAGCAGCCUAAGAAGGUCAUCUACAAGGUCACCAAGGAGUCGGAUCGCAGGAAAGUAGCCAGGGCGAAGAGGGCACUGAACGACGCCGAAGGCGAAGAUGACGGGGCAGACAGUCCGGACAGUCGUCCGGAAAGUCCGGACGAUGAAGCCUGA
This is a messenger RNA of Symbiodinium natans, 1506 nucleotides long. The record is from the annotation of a GenBank genome assembly. Lineage: Eukaryota; Dinophyceae; Suessiales; Symbiodiniaceae.